Molecule: messenger RNA, 1662 nt
Organism: Drosophila albomicans
Lineage: Eukaryota; Metazoa; Arthropoda; Insecta; Diptera; Drosophilidae
Exons: 2
Coding region: 359-1651 (430 amino acids)
Source: RefSeq, a predicted model, not a curated record
ACAACAACAAUAAUGGCAAAUAUUUUGGACGAACUCAACGCUGUGAUGCUUUCUUACCCAAGAACCAUUUUGAGCGUUCGGGACAUACCCUAUGAUGUGGAUGUCGUUAUCAACACCGCUGAGUUGAAGAGGACUGUUUAUGGACUUCGCCUCAUGUUAACUUGUGACACAAACAUCGUUUUCCUGCCAGAACGCUAUAGUCGUUUGACUAGUUCAACUGUCACGGAGCUUCAAACUGGACGAUAUAGUUUUCGUAAAAUAAAAAUCGGACCACAGUAUUCAUUUCAUUUUUCAUUGACUCCACAAGAAAGUUAAAUAAAAAACUAAACAAAAAACUAAACAAAAAAAAACUAUAAAAAUGGACUUAUUUAUUUGUGAAUAUUGUGGGGAAAGUUUUCAGCUCAACCCAUCUUUAAGACGGCAUAUAAGAAUGAAACAUAAUACAGUCAACACAACAUCUGGCGAAACACGAUACUGUGAUGUAUGUGACCAAAAUGUUGCGAAUGUUAACUGGUCACAUCAUUUACGGACAAACUUACAUAAACAAUUAUCUAGCGUGCAAAUAAAUGCUAACUUAAAAUGUGUGAAAAGUGUAUUUAAUAGUCGAAUUGAAACAUAUAUAAUUCAAAAUAUGAACAAAAGUAGUUUAAACAUUACAUUAUUUUUCCAAUCAAUCGAUGAACAGGUGAAACAAUUAUUAAAAGAUGCAUUGCAAAAACAUGUUAAUAUAAAAUUUAAUUUUGAACUAUUUUGCAACUACGUUUUAAUUAAAGAAAGUGAAGACGAUUGCAAAAUUGAACUUAAAUCACACCAAACUAAAAUGAAUACAUUGCAUUCAACAAUGGGUGAUAACGAUGAGACUUUAAAUGAAAUGAUUAAUAAUUUAUAUAAUUAUAUAAAAAAUGAAAUGAGUGAAUUUCAAGAACGAGACAGCGGUUGGUCAUUAACUGAAAUCAUGCAUUUAGAAGUGAACAUAAAUAAAUACCAACCUCUAAGAGGUACAAAUUACAUUUGUUUACCUCAGCAAAUAUUAAAGAGAAAUGCAUGUGUCAAUGUGAAAAAUAAUGAUGUAUAUUGUUUUAAGUGGGCAUUAAUAUCAGCCUUAUUUGACAUCAAUAACGAUCACAAAGAAAGAGUUUCUCUAUAUCAAAAAAAAGGAAUUCACAACAUUCAACAAGAUACAUUUAUUAUAAAUAACACAACAUUAAAUUUUAGUGGAUUGGAAUUUCCCACAUCGGUUAAUAGCAUUAAAAUAUUUGAAGACAAUAAUCCUGAAAUAAGUAUAACUGUUUUCGGAUUGGAUACAGAUGACACCACAAUAAUCGGACCAUAUUAUUUUACCAAGAAUAAAACCACUAAUGUAUUAUACAACAUAUAUUUGUUGCUGCUCGAAAAGGAAGAUAAAUGUCACUAUGUUUGGAUUAAAAAUAUUUCAAGAAUGCUGAAAAAACAAUUGACGAAACAUAAUGGAAAAAUGUAUUUAUGCCGCACAUGUUUACAACAUUUCCAUGAUGCCAACAAACUGGAGCAACAUAGCCUGGAGUGUAAUAAAAUUGUAACUGAGAUGCCUCAAGCUGGUAAUGAAGAUUCGAUAUUAAAAUUUAAAAAAUUACAAAAAACAAUUAGACGUUCCUUUUGUAGUAUAUGCUGAUUUCGAAUGUA